AUGGCUGAACGAAACCACCUGAACGCCUAUUCAGGCCCCAAUUCUAUGCGGGACUACUUCGAUCCGGACUGUCAGCCUAUGCUCCCUCUUGUUGAGAUUCCACGAUCUCUUAACCCAUACUAUGACGAUGGCGUGAGGAUACACGCGAAGAUGAUGUCCAUGCAUCCUGCAAACAAUGUCAAGAUCAUGCCAGCACUGAACAUGUUGGCACAAGAGGUCGACCCAGCCAAGUCAAAGACUGUCAUCGAAUACAGCUCCGGCUCCACUGUCAUCUCUCUGGCGCUCGCUUCGCGCAUCAAUCAUGGUAUACAAGACAUACGCGCUUUUCUGAGCAACAAGACUUCACCAGCAAAACUCAGACUGAUGCAAUUCUUCGGCCUUAACGUGACACUGUUCGGCGGACCAUCGCAGCCAGAGCCGCUCGACGAACGUGGUGGAAUUCAUCGAGCCAGAGUAUUCGCUCAGCAGGAUCCGUCGGUUCUGAAUGCAAACCAGUACGAGAACGAUGCAAACUGGCAAUCCCAUGUGAGGUGGACUGGCCCACAAAUCCAUGAACAGCUUCCCCAUAUCAAUGUCAUCUGUGCAGGCAUGGGUACAUCAGGCACAAGCACCGGUCUUGGACAGUACUUCAAGCACGCCAAACCUUCCGUGACGAGACUGGGCGUCUGCACUGCAGCCGGCGACCGAGUGCCCGGCCCACGCUCGCUCGCGCUUCUCAGCCCCGUGGAGUUCCCCUGGCGCGACUCCGUCGACGCGAUCGAGGAAGUCGGCUCUGUGGACGCGUUCGGCAUGUCGCUGAAGCUAUGCCGCGAGGGCCUGAUUUGCGGGCCAUCGUCAGGUUUCAACUUGCAAGGACUGCUCACUCAUCUCGGUAAGCGCAAAGCCGCAGGCACUCUCGGAGAACUCGCUGGCCCGUAUGGGAUCAUCAACUGCGCCUUCAUCUGCUGCGAUCUGCCCUACCAAUACGUAGACGAGUAUUUCGACAAGCUGGGCAGCGCGCCCUUUCCGCCUAUCCACAAUGAAAACCUCGCCGCCGUCGACUCGCACCGCUACGACGCAUCCUGGGAACUCACCCCUUCCACCGCCCUCACCCAAUUCGCCGACACCCACCCCACCCCCGGCGCCACCCUCCUCGACCUGCGCAAACCCGCCGACUUCGCCGCCUCCCACGUCCCAGGCGCCUACAACCUCCCCUUACGAAGCGCAGACCGCAGCACGCCGUCCCCCUUCGCCGACGCCGCCGUGCUGGACGCCCAGUGGCGCGAGCUCAGCGCCGCGUUCACGCCGGACCGCAUCGGCGCGCAUGAGCUGGCCGGCCGCGAGGUGUUUGUGGUGUGCUACGCGGGGGACACGGGGCGGGUUGCGACGAGUGUGUUGCGGGCGCGGGGGAUCAGGGCGUUUAGUGUGCGGGGCGGGCAUGCGGCGGUGGGGAGGGAGGUGCCGGGGCUGAGGAUGAGUGGGGUGGGGAGGGGGUUGCGGAAGCAGGAUUGGCUUGGGGAGGAGGGGAUGGGGAAGGGGUUGAGGGUGGAUUCUGUGAGUGAGGUCGUUGUUGGGCCGCCGUGA
Messenger RNA from Boeremia exigua, 1563 nucleotides. RefSeq names its product tryptophan synthase beta subunit-like PLP-dependent enzyme. Lineage: Eukaryota; Fungi; Ascomycota; Dothideomycetes; Pleosporales; Didymellaceae. Gene Ontology annotation, molecular function: cysteine synthase activity; cystathionine beta-synthase activity; thiosulfate-cyanide sulfurtransferase activity. Bases 1 to 1563 code for a protein of 520 amino acids. The record is from RefSeq and is a predicted model, not a curated record. The transcript is spliced from 7 exons. Gene Ontology annotation, cellular component: cytoplasm.